Messenger RNA from Porites evermanni, 926 nucleotides. The record is from the annotation of a GenBank genome assembly. NCBI's taxonomy places the organism in Eukaryota, Metazoa, Cnidaria, Anthozoa, Scleractinia, Poritidae.
GAUUACAGAACUUACUUCAAAAUCACAUGGAGCAUAAGCAGAACCGACGCCUUGAGAGAUGUCAUUAGGACAGCGGACGGUGGUGAUAAGAGGUUCAGCCAAACUACUAGUGUAAGCAUCACGAGUGUAUUUCCUACUGAGUGCCCCGAGGAACAAAAAGAUAGUUCAGGAUUAGCACGAUGGAUCAUUGUUCUCAUCGUGUGUGGUCCCGUAAUAGUCAUCCUACUGAUUCUUGUGGGAAUUAAAAAGGUAAGUUCCUCUUUGUUCGGAGCUCGUGCCUUCGAAGGUUAUUCUUUAUUCCAAUCUUGUAAUUCGAUGGUAAUGCUUAACGUAUUGGUAGCACAUAAGGCUACCCGGAAAAAAUCGAGGUAUCGUAUUGUUCUUAUCGUUACAUAGGGGGAAGGGUGGUGUUGGAAUCUCAGGUGUAAUUUAUGUUUCAGAUCAUUUCAUAACUGAUAAAAUGGAAAAUUGUAUUCACAUCUCCCUUAUCAUAUAAGCUUGAACUUUAACUCCGAUUCGUCAUGAUCACCAUAAUCAAUCAUUUGCCCUGCUUAAGUAUGGACAAGUGUUACAACCUGAUUUUCACGGCGAGAGGACGUCGAGGGAAACCAUCAGGCUGAAAAAAGAGGUCACAUGAACAGACAGGAAUCUUCAUAUUUCGGAACUCGGAACAUUUUCCCACGAUGUCUGUCUUCCUCUCUGGCGCACGCUCCGUCCAGUGUUCUUACCACAAAUGAUCUCACCGUAACAUGCAAUCUUGUACUCUCUUGUUUCGGCAGGUACAAAACAAGAGACUCAAAAACAGCGCGUUUCAAGGGAGGAGCAUUUAUAAGUUCCGUGACGAGAAAAGACUAUUCGUGCAGACGAAUGUCUACAACCCUUCUAGCUCCUCAUUUGAAAUGUACCAGUUGUCUGGCUCCGAACAA